CAGGGAGCCACUGGAGAGGAGCUAAAGAGCCACAGGUUGCUGACCUCUGACCUCUGACCUAUCCUAACCAUGAAUGUAGAGAACAGCCUAACUGUAAUCUCGCGAGAGUUCCUCCAGUUCGCUGUUCCCUCCUUGUUGGUUGCAGCAUCCUGAGUAACGUCAACUUUAACUUGACAUGUCGCUCACAUGAGGCGGUACAAAAGGUUCUGUAUAGGAUGUGACCGUUGCUGAUGCUGCAGCCAUGCAGUCAGUGCUGCGCUCCGACCAUCAAAAGUAUGGUCCAUCUGCACCAUGUGCCCUUUGGCCAGUGGACCUCAAGUUAACUCACUUGGACUGGAACCCUGAAGCAACCCUGAUACACUUCCAGGGACAAUACAUUACCAUAUGUGAUCUUGACUAUAACAUCUUGCAAGGCGAAAUACAGAACAUACCAAAGACUAAAGCUGCAGUGGAUAUCGGAGAGUUUUGCCUCGUGGAAGAUUUGACUUCAGGCCGCUGGUACAGAGGAAGAGUUCAGAACCGAAAAGAGGACUUGUUUGAUGUUUUCCUCAUAGAUCAUGGUAACGUCUUGAGUGUCGACAUCGCACACAUAUCUUCCUGUUCAAACGACCUGUUCAUCCUGCCUCCCAAGAUAGUUUGCGGCUUUCUUGCAAAUGUACUGCUGCUUCAAGGUUGUUCUCAUUCUGUAGUGGAGGGGUACUUCUCAAACCUGAUUGGAAGAAAUGUCACAGGUUACAUCCAAGCCCUUCUGCCCCAUAAAGUGCUCUUGUUGGAAGCCCCUGACAUCAACAUUGACCUUGUCAGACAUGGGUUUGGGAGGCAUGUGGACACAGAUACUUUCCUCCUCUUGGUGGGGAUGCUCACAGAGGUGCCACUCAAACAAAACAUAGAGCCAGUUCCUGACUUACUCAUUGAAAAGCCAAGGGGACAAGAAUUUAGCUUCAAACCGUCUUGUUUGCAGGGAUACGAAGACAUACUUUCUCUCUGUGGGCCUAGAUUAAGUUGUGGGACACGUGCUAAAGUGCAUGUAACUGCUGCUGUUCACCCUGGGCUGUUUUACUGUCAGAUGACCAGUAUGGAAACAGAUCUUUGGGAAAUGUCAAAGAAGCUGGCUGCAGUUAAUGAGUGCCGAACCAAAGAACGCAACCAGAAGACACCAGAAAACCUGGGUUUACUGUGCUCAGUCAAAGGCAAAGAUGGGAAAUGGCACAGAGGCUUUGUGCAGUUUCUCCCAGUCAACUCUCAACUUCGAGUUUUGUUCAUUGACUACGGAUUCUUUGAAUCUGUCAAAGUUGAGAACGUCCACAGGUUGCCACCUGACUCAUUUUCAACACCCAUCAUGGCGUUCCCAUGCUCGCUCUCCUCCCUGGGUGAUCAGGAUGAGGCGGUCAAAACUCAGCAGUUGAGUUUUCUCAAGGCAGGCUUGCUUGGAAGAGUGUUAGAUGUGGAGAUCAGUAGUUUUGACGAAAAACACCACCUGUACUCUAUCACAGUAAUUGGUGCUGAAGAUAUGAAGGCACCAGAGCCCAUUCAAGAGCUUCCUAGAAUGAAGGUGGAGUCAGUUUUUGAGGCAGAAGAUUUGUCACCUCAGUGUGGCUAUUUAAACUAUGAGACAAUCAUGGGCGAAGCAUUGAGUAAAACACUGGAAGCAGAAGAGGUGCAUGUAGACUCUGUCUUUGUGGGCUAUGUCGAGUAUGUCCAGAAUCCAAGCCACUUCUGGAUCAGAACACAUAAGCGCAAUGAUGAGUUUGAAGAAAUGAUGACAAAAAUGACAGAGAACUUCAGUCAAGUGAAGCUGGAUGAAGACAUGCUGUUGAAUCCUGAGCUUGGGACACUGUGUUGUGCAGUUUAUGAAAAAGACAUGCAUUUCUACAGGGGUGUAGUGACAGACACUCUUGAUCAUGGAUCUGAAGUUCUUUUUAUCGAUUUUGGGAACAUUGAGAAAGUGCCACACAUGUUGAUCAAGAAGAUACCCGAGGCAUUUGCCAGCAAAUCAGCAUUUGCCUUCUGUUGUACUCUUGUUAAUGUGUUUCCGUUGGAUGAUGUCUGGACAAGCACCGCCUCUGACUUUUUCAGACGAGCUGUGUCAAACAAAGCACUGCUAGUCCAUGUUGUCCAAAUGAAAAAAAACAAAUUUGUUGUUGAUCUCCAUGACAUGGGAAGUGACAACAAGCAAAGUGUCACUGAGCUCCUGAUCUCUGCCAAACAAGCUGCAUAUUGGAACAACAUUACCAUACAGCCUGCGGUGCAAAACAACACAGAUUUGACAGAAAAAACAAGAUGCAGAAGAAAUGGUGUGACAUCAGACAUCAGUGGGAAUACAGAGCAAUUGAAGGAUUGUGAGGAGGAGGAGAAAACAGCCAAAAAUCAAACUGAGAAGGCCCAAGCACCCGCUAGCUUCAAAGCCUUAAGCAUCAAGCCUGGGUGUAAUUUUGCUGUGUCUUUCUCUAACAUCAAGUCUCCAUCAGAUUUCUGGUGCCAGCCUCUAGAUAAGCGUCCAGCUUUGGAGGAACUGAUGGAUAAAGUUAAUCAAUAUUACUCAACUCACACAGUUCCCCUCCAAUCAGGGGAUUCAUGUUGUGUCGCCAAGUCACCUCAAGAUGGAAAAUGGUACAGGGCCUUCAUCACAGAGAAACAGAACGGUCAUGCCCGAGUGAUGUUGGUUGACUAUGGCUUUACCAUCCAAAUCAAGGAGCAUAAUCUUCAGGCAAUAAUGCCAGAAUAUGUUUUUUUGGAAGGACAAGCUUUCAGGUGCAGCCUUUACUACCAAAUCGAGCCUGCUGACCCCAACAACAGUGAGGAUUGGAAUCUGGAGGUGUGUAAGUCGUUGAAAGAUCUUAUCCUCGACAGCGCUAGCGGGCUAAGAUGUAAAGUUGUCUCACAGUUGAAUGUGGAAAACAAAGAGCUGUGCAAUGUUGUGGAGCUCUACAACACCAAAACCCAACAGAGCAUAACAGAUUUGCUCUUGGAACAGGGCCUGCCAAGAGAAGCGACAAUCUCAACGAAGCAACUGUCAACAGUGUUUCCCGAGUCUUUCGUCUACUCUUCAUAUGACCUAAACCCUGGAAAUGAAGAACAAGUCUACGUCACUCACGUUAGCAGUCAGUGGGAGGUCUACUGCCACCUUGAGAGAAACACUGAAAUCAUUGAAGAGCUCGAAAAGAAAAUCUCAGAGGAGAGUGAGAAAAUGAUGCAAGCCAGUAUGAGACCAGUUGUUAAGAAGCUGUUCCUGGCAAAAUACGUUGAUGGCAGAUGGUACAGGGGUUUGGCACAUCCUGUUCAGUCGCCUCUGCACCUCAGUGUGUUUUUUGUGGACUAUGGAAACUCAAACAUAUCUGAGAGAACCCACGUCAUGUCUAUCCCCAGGGACUCUGCUGAUUUGUUGUACACACCCAUGCAGGCUGUGAAAUGCCACCUUGCUUCAGUGUCCAAGGAAGAGCACUAUGCAGAUGUCAAAGAAUGGCUUGAUGGUGCAAUCCUCAACAAGCAAGUGAGGGCUGUCAUAGUUGGAAAGAGCAAAGAUGGUUCAUUUGAUGUUGAACUGUUUGAUGGAGAUGUAAACAUUAAUGAGAAGGUAAAGGAGCUCAUUCUCAGUCUUUCACCAAAACCAAAGACAGUUGUGAGUUUUAACAUGAGCAGCACAAAGACAAAACUUAAAACUCUCCGCACAGGAAGCACAAAGACUUCAAUUCAAUACAAGAGUCAACGUAAAUGGCCGCUUUCAAGUUUCCCCACAUUGAAUGCCUCAAGACGCACUCAAAUUUGGAGUGCAUCUCGCAAAAAGAAAGAAAACACAAAAAGCUAUACUCAUGGGAAAGCUCAGAACAAGAACACAGACGUAAAACAACAAAGAGAGUACCGAGAUACAAACAUAAACACAGAACAACCACAAGAUAUGGAGGAAUCGGAGAGCCCUCAGCUCUCGUGUUUGCCGGACAUGAAAGUGAGUGCAGAUUUCAGGGAGAAGUGUUUCGUCUCCCACAUCAACUCGGUCAACAGUUUUUUUCUUCAACUGUCGGAGGAUGAACCAGCCAUCUUGAAAAUGGGUGAAGAUCUCAACUCAAGUAUCUUCAGAGAUUCCUUGAAGGCUACCCCAUCUUUGAGAAUCCAUGACCUUGUUCUGGCUGAGUAUGAGGAAGAUGGAGCUCUGUAUCGUUCUGCUGUGAUGGACUGUGAAGGAAGUUCCCGUUUCAAAGUUGAGUUUGUGGACUAUGGAAACUCGGCAGUCGUGGGGAAGGAGAAGAUCUACUCUAUACCAAAGGAGUGUCUCUCUCAGCCAAGAUUCAGCAUUUCAUGCUCUCUAUUGGACACAAGCACGUACGAAAAUGAUGCUGCUUUCACUGACGCUGUAAUGGAGAAGCCUCUCAUGGUUGAUUUUGUCCGUCAUCAUGAAGUUCAUUGGGAAGUCAAGGUUGAGAUUCUUGACAGAGCGGUUGGUCUUCCAGCGGCACUUGAAGCAGCUGUUGAAAGUAGCACUGAAACCGAAAAGGAAGAGGAAACUCCUGUGGAUUCAUCUGAAAUGGAAGAGAAAGUGAGAUCCUGCAAGCAGAACUACCUGAGCGAGAAUGAAACGACUAAAUCCGAAAGAACCACUGUUGAUGGUGAAAACUUAAUGUUGAAACCAACACCUGACAAACUGUCACCUAAACUAGGAGAGCAUAGAAGAGCACCCACCAGAGACAAAGGAGAUUUUAAGGAGAAUCAAAGAAAAAUCGCAAAAUCCUCUGUCAAAGCGAAAAUUGAUUGGGCAGAUGCAAUCAUACCUAUUCAAGCUAAAGACACAGAGAGUGGUACAGUUCUGUCGGUCCUGAGUAACAGCAAUUUUUACGUCAGACUUAAUAAGACCAGUGAACUGCUUACUUCAUUGGAAAGUUGUAUAGCUGACAACCUAUACAAGUGUGAAAUGGUGGCUGAAGAGGACGUCAAACAAGGCCUGAGGUGCUUAGUUCAGGUAGACAAGGACAAGCAGUGGCACAGGGCUGUCGUUCAAGAUGUAGGCCGGGAAAAAUGCCAGGCCCUCCUCAUGGACCAUGGAAUAACAGAAGAAAUUCCAAGUGGCUCAAUCCGACGACUGUGUAGCAAGCUGACAGAAAUCCCGCACCUUGCAGUUUUGUGCAAGGUGAACUGCUUUGGGUUCAGUGAGGGAGAGGGUGCUCACGAAUUGUGGUUUGAAACUCUCAAACCAAUGAUCGGCAAAGAAGUCAAGCUGGUGUUUGUAUGUUAUUCAAAAGCUGAUAAACUGUGGAAGGUUGAAAUAAUCAUGAAUGGACUGUUCCUCAUCCGUCAGAUCACAACCUCACUGCAGCAGAAUGCAGAGACGAUCCCGUCACCCACCGAAACCCAAAAUAAGAAAGCAGAAGGAGAAUUGGACACAAGCCCUCCUCAGCAACUUGUCUUUGCUCCUAUUGAUAUAGACAAAGCGUAUUCUGGAUUUGCUUCUGCAGUGAUGACUCCGUUUGAGUUUUGUGUUGUUCUGGAGGACUUGCUUCUCGUCAUGAACAAAGUGUCAAUGAUGUUGGACAACCUCCCUGGGCAGAUGUCUCCUCUUCCUGAAGCCCACCUCGUCCCUGGCACCUGCUGCCUGUUGAAUUCAGACACCAAGAAUAAAUGGUGCAGGGCUGAAAUCGUACAUGCCGACACCACAGCGGUCCUAAACCUGGUGGAUUAUGGCCACUGCGAAUGCAUCCCAUACAAAGACUGCUCCAAGCUGAAGAGGCUUCCUGAGGACAUAACGGACCUCCCAAAGGUGACGUACCCCUGCAUUCUGAGAGGGGUGAAACCAGUUGGAGUGGAUGGACAGUGGACCGAUGGAGCAGGAGUCUUUUUCCAGCAGUGUUUGUACCAGAAGAACCUCCAGAUCUUCUUCAGAGAGUUUGUGUCAAACACACACUGGAAGGUGGAUAUUCUGGCAGAUGGCGUCCAUGUUGCCAAGGAGCUGGUCGAUGCCGGACAUGCCAAUUAUAUAGACAUCAUGCUAGGACUGAGGUUCCAGGAACAGAGCCCCUGUAAAGCAGCUCCUCGUAGCCCUAACAGUGAGGAAGAGCCUGGCCAGGAAGAUGAAGGCUCCGACAGGAAGUCAGAUCUCUAUGUUGAGUCUACUGAUGAAGCAGAGGGGAAGAUGCCUCUUAGCCUCGUUUCUGGAUCACAUUGUCAAUGUUUUCUAAUGUGAAGGCAGUCUGGUUGUAUCUUGUCACUAAAAUGAGCAGCGACUUUAGUGAGGUGCUACUUGUUGGAUGUUUUGGCUAAACGUUGAGCCUCAGCACUUUCAGAGUGAGUUACUGUGUUAUUAUGUAAAUGUAUUUAUGGUGAAACAGAUUUGUUUUGUUUUGUUGACUUAGUAUAGAAGAUUUGUAAGUCAGUAGCACCAUGUUCCUUAAAAGCGAAAGAAAUCUGAGUUAGUGAACUGUUUUAUUUAAAUUAGGUGUUCUCCUCAUACACUCUCCUUAUACUUUUUACAUUAAUAAUGUUGAUGGAUGUUCAGAUUUUUUUACUGUUUAGAGUGUUUUAUGUUUAAAAAAGAAAAGAUGAAGUCGGACAGUAAGAGCUGCAGUGUUUGUUUUAGCAAGGUGAACUGAAUGUAAUGUAGCCAAGCAGACAUUUUGUUUGAUUAAUUUUAAUUUACACAUUUUAUAGGACAUUUGUAAAUACGUCUACUUUGUUAAUUUUGAGUUUUAGUGACUACAUUUUUCCAGAUUUAAAAAAAAAAAGAGUUUUGUUUGAACCUUUACAGUUAGUGCCUUCUGUUGAUUACAUUUUGAGUUGAAUGGAAAAAAAACAAUUAAAUCUUUAUUGAUACUUAUUUUGCUCUCACAUAAUUUGUUGUCUUAACUAGUAGUGGGACAGAUGUUCAUUUAGGGGUGUGGGAAAACUGAGAAGUCCUGAAAUGACCCCUAUAGAAAUUCAAAUUCAUGUUUCACCACUAGAGAGCGCUGUUAAGCCAUGAUUGAUUGUUCACAGUAAGUCGUGUGGACGCUACAUCAUGCAUCCCUAACCAUUCAACCAGUAUUAAGUGGUGUCUGUUUACAUUGGAGUUUUACCAAUUGGGAAACUAACAUUACAGUAUGUGAGGUACAGUAAUGGCUGUCAAACCCAACUUACCAUUGCUGUUUUAGCAGUUUUUACUUGUUACGAAUGUAAAAAGUGUAAAUUACAAGACUUCUGUGAACCUU
Messenger RNA from Sebastes umbrosus (honeycomb rockfish), 7169 nucleotides. It is a transcript of the gene tdrd15, whose product is annotated as tudor domain containing 15. The transcript is spliced from 6 exons. Bases 242 to 6169 code for a protein of 1975 amino acids. The record is from RefSeq and is a predicted model, not a curated record. Lineage: Eukaryota; Metazoa; Chordata; Actinopteri; Perciformes; Sebastidae.